Molecule: messenger RNA, 3700 nt
Organism: Echinops telfairi (small Madagascar hedgehog)
Lineage: Eukaryota; Metazoa; Chordata; Mammalia; Afrosoricida; Tenrecidae
Gene: TBC1D24
Product: TBC1 domain family member 24
Exons: 8
Coding region: 1102-2964 (620 amino acids)
Source: RefSeq, a predicted model, not a curated record
GCAGCUCCUGUGGUUCCCUUUCUGCAGCGACCUGGAGUCCCCUAGUAGCUGGGGUGAAGAAUCACCAUAGUCCGCACAGCCUCCUUUGUCCCUCAAGACCUUCCCUAUCCCCCCCCACCCCAACGUUCCCUCCGGUGAGCUCUCUGGAUACUCGGGGACCCAGGCCAGCGAAGGGCAGGAGGCCCGCUGCGCCCUCGGGAGCCCUGUCACAUAGUGAGUUUCACGUUCGAUAGGCCGCAGCUCCAGCCCUGCCGCUGCUCUGUGGGAGGAAGAGGUGGUGUUACAGCGCGGGAACCCACAGGCAUCCCUCCAGGGCGGUGAGCGGGUUGGGUGCAUCCCCACCCCUGCUGCUGCUCUUGUGGUUGUCAGGCACUGUCACCGACACACGGCAUCCCCGCUGGUGUCGCCAGAGCAGGGCUGCCCCAGGGGUGGGAGGCCAAAACCGGGACCUUCCCAAAGCAGACCGCCAGCCCCGUCUCCUGAGGCACCUCUGGGUACUUCCGAACCACCCACCUCUUGGCUCGCCCCCGAGCGCCACCAGUGGCUCCUUGCACACAGUAAGUGUCACCCAGCACCUCCUGAAAACAAAAAGCCAAAAGCCCUUGGCCAUUACGCUGAGUUGAUUCUGACCUUGCAGCACCCCGUAGGGCAGAGAAGUGCUCCGUGCCGCUGCGAGCUUCCGAGACUUGUCAGUCUGUAGGGAGCAGAAAGCCUCCUCUUUCUCCCAAGGAGUCACGGGCGGGUUUGAACUGCCGACCUUGUGGUGCACCACCCGAUGCUUAACACUGCGCGGCCAGAGUUCUGCUGUCUAAAUACACCCACGGGCUCUCUGUGGACCGAGGCAGGGGGCAGGCUGAAGCUGAGCACUGUGCCCCAGGCAUCUCACACCCCGUCAGCCACUCUCUCUGCAGCACUUCCAAACUCAGACCAGGGAGAGAGUCCCGAUGAUGUCGCUCUGAGAGUCACCCAGGGAAACAGCAGCAAGUUGUGCCAAGAGCCGGGGUUAGAAGGUGCGCAGGGCUCCGCGCAGGUGCGCAGAAGAGCUGCUGGUGUUUAAAGUUAGAGACCCACGUGGUGCCCCCUGUGAACACACAAUGUCGAAUGCCCACGUGUUUCUUGCUCCCACAGGGUGUGGCAUGGCAGGCAAGCUGGCAGAGGGCCACGGGGGAGGCACCUGCAGCAUCUAGCCACAUUUCAGUGCCCUCCGGUCCCUGGCAGACAACGCAGGGGGCCCCCGGCUGCCCCCCCCCCAGCCCCUGCUCUCGGGGCAUACCCCGCACGAUGGACUCCCUGGGGUACAACUGCUUUGUGGACCGAGAGAAGAUGGAUGCAGCCAUCCAGGACCUGGGCCCCAAGGAGCUGAGCUGCACGGAGCUGCAGGAGCUGAAGCAGCUGGCGCGGCAGGGCUACUGGGCGCGCAGCUACGCCCUGCGGGCCAAGGUAUACCAGCGGCUGAUCCGAGACAUCCCAUGCCGCACGGUCACACCCGACGCCAGCGUCUACAGCGACAUUGUGGGCAAGAUCGUGGGCAAGCACAGCAGCAGCAGCCUGCCCCUGCCCGAGUUCGUGGACAACACGCAGGUGCCCAGCUACUGCCUGAACGCGCGGGGCGAGGGCGCCGUGCGCAAGAUCCUGCUCUGCAUCGCCAACCAGUUCCCCGACAUCUCCUUCUGCCCGGCGCUGCCAGCCGUGGUGGCCCUGCUGCUGCACUACAGCCUGGACGAGGCCGAGUGCUUCGAGAAGGCCUGCCGCAUCCUGGCCUGCAACGAGCCGGGCCGCAAGCUGGUGGACCAGAGCUUCCUGGCCUUCGAGUCGUCCUGCAUGACCUUCGGCGACCUGGUGAACAAGUACUGCCAGGCCGCCCACAAGCUGAUGGUGGCCGUGUCUGAGGACGUGCUGCAGGUCUACGCCGACUGGCAGCGCUGGCUCUUCGGCGAGCUGCCGCUCAGCCACCUGGCCCGAGUCUUCGACGUCUUCCUGGUCGAGGGCUACAAGGUGCUGUACCGCGUGGCCCUGGCCCUCCUCAGGUUCUUCCACAAGGCGCGGGCUGGGCAGCCGCCCGAGCCGGACAGCGUGAGGCAGGACAUCCGGGCCUUUGUCAGGGACAUCGCCAAGACCGUGUCUCCCGAGAAGCUGCUGGAGAAGGCCUUCGCCAUCCGGCUCUUUUCCCGCAAGGAGAUCCAGCUCCUGCAGAUGGCCAACGAGAAGGCACUGAAGCAGAAGGGCAUCACGGUCAAGCAGAAGAGUGUCUCCCUUGCUAAAAGGCAGUUCGUGCACCUGGCCGUCCACGCGGACAAUUUCCAUUCGGAGAUAGUCAGCGUGAAGGAAAUGCGGGACAUCUGGUCGUGGGUCCCCGAGCGCUUCGCCCUCUGCCAGCCCCUCCUGCUCUUCUCCUCGUUGCAGCACGGCUACAGCCUGACCAGGUUCUACUUCCAGUGUGAAGGCCAUGAGCCCACCCUCUUGCUCAUCAAGACCACGCAGAAGGAGGUGUGUGGUGCCUACCUGUCAACAGACUGGAGGGAAAGGAACAAGUUCGGGGGCAAACUGGGCUUCUUCGGAACAGGGGAGUGCUUCGUGUUUCGGCUGCAGCCCGAGGUCCAGCGCUACGAGUGGGUGGUCAUCAAGCACCCAGAGCUGACCAAGGCGCCCCUGAUGCCCCCGGAGACCACGCCCACCCCCGCCGUCUCCACUGAGCCCGCCGACCGCCUCUCGCCCUUCUUGUCCGCGCGCCACUUCAACCUGCCCUCCAAGACGGAGUCCCUGUUCAUGGCGGGGGGCAGCGACUGCCUCAUCAUAGGCGGCGGGGGCGGCCAGGCGCUCUUCAUCGAUGGCGACCUGAACCGGGGCCGCACGGGCCACUGCGACACGUUCAACAACCAGGCCCUCUGCUCCGAGAACUUCCUGGUGGCAGCCGUUGAAGCAUGGGGCUUCCAGGACCCUGACAUCCAGGCCCACGGCCAGUGACAGAGCCUUCCCGCACGAGCCUGGACCAGCCACGGGGCCCCAGCAACAUCCCCGCCACGCUGUCGGAGCUGCCCCCGGCCACGCCCAGCAGCCUGUGUCCGACCAGCCGUGUCACUGGUGUGGCAGGGCCCCAUGCCCCCAGCCCCCUCCCACGCAUGCACUCCUCCAUCUCAAACGGAACCCUCCCUCCUGGGCCUCACACACUGCUGACCCUCGUCCUUGGAUGGCAUGCAUACACAGCCGCCACAUGGCACAGCAUGGCCAUCAAUCCUGCGCUGGCGGACAGCGGCGACAGGCAAACACGUGCAGUCAGGACUCCGGAGGACGACCCCUCCCAUACCCGUGACCCCUCAGCUGGUCCUGAGGGCCAGCACCAUGGGAAAGGGGCAUACAGGCUGUGCUGACCCGCCAGCCUAGGGAAGCCCUGAGACCUGCCACCCUCAGCCCCCACCAUAUGGCCUCCCGGUUCCCCCUCACUCCUCCCAUGGGGAUCGGCCCCCCCACCCCUCCAACUGAAGCCUCCCCCAGAUGGGGCCACAGGGGUACAGGCAGAAGACCAGGAAGCCAGCAGUGAUGUUGAAAGUCAGUUUCCCCAACUAUGAAAUUGACACAGUCCUGGCUGCCAGGCUCUCUUGUGGGUGGCUCCCCCCGGGUGGGCCCCCCCCUCCUCUGAGCCCCCAACCGUUGCCUGUACUGCCAAGUUAAAGGAACAUUAAACCGUGCCUCGUUACAUCGA